AUGAAUCCAGGGAAGCUGUUCUAUGAGUCGGAGAUCCGUUACUCCCGCAAUGAAAUACUUUCGGAGGAGGGUGUCUUGGUGGCGAAGGAGGAAAUCGGCGGCGAAAGAGAGGAGUAUUCGGUUGACGGUUAUGGGGUUCCGAUGUGGCCGCCCCUUUACAAACCGCCCUGGCUUCCGCCGACUUACGAGCUGGUGCAUCUGCCACGAGAACCAGCAAUGCCGAUUCCGGAAGAUUCCGAUGACAGUUCUUCAUCGCUCAGCCAAUCAGAAGCGGAAGAAGAUAAGAUCCGUGAGUCUUCCCAUUCAAAACAGACCGAAAAAGACUCGAACAUUUCAGUCGACCAAAUUGAUGGGACUCCACUUUCCCCCAGAUCACCAGAAUCCUAUAUCAGUCUGGAAGAAAUGGAAGAGGAGGAAGGAAUUUCUCGAUCGUCUGGAACGGAUUCUCAAAUCGGACAAGAAGAUGAAUUGGGUGAGCACAACGGUAAGAAAAACUGCCACUUUGCGUAUGUUUCUAUGAAAGAAGUCUUCAGAAGUCUAUCAAGAAAUGCUUCAAGAUGAGGACCUGUUUGCGGCGGCUGCCAUGCCCAUUGAAGACGUCGCUUCUGCUCCAGCGGCUCCUGAAGAGAUUGUGGUGGAAACGGAUUCUGAAGAAGAGGAGCUAAUCGUGGUAGAUUAA
This is a messenger RNA of Caenorhabditis sp. 36 PRJEB53466, 679 nucleotides long. The record is from the annotation of a GenBank genome assembly. Lineage: Eukaryota; Metazoa; Nematoda; Chromadorea; Rhabditida; Rhabditidae.